AGCCUGUGGUUUAUAAGGGAUCUAAAACCAGGAGAGCUAAGGGGUGUGAAAUAUCUACUUGGAGCAAACAAAAAACAUUUUUUCUUUAAAACUGAAAUCUGGAACUGUUUUGGAGUGCGGUUAUGAUGUCCCAGUAUACCGCUUUGAGCAGCCUGUUAGCUGACGAUCCUUUCCUCAGCCAGGAAGGGAUCCUUUGGCCACUGCACCAUGAAGCUCUUUCCUCGCUGCAGCAGAAUUUCUUCAGUCGGAGAGCCAAGCUGGCUGAAAGCCUCCUCAGGGAGCUCCAUGACGGACCACAGCUUCUCAAACUAGCCCAGUUUCCUGUCAUUUCCUCCACAUUGACAAGGCUAAAUGAUGACAGAGAGCAGAAGACAGAGGCAAUCAGCAAAGAGCUGCACAGAGGCACUGAAAAGACUAGCGACAACAGGGAUCUUCUUGUGACCUUAGAUGCCAGGGGUUACGCUCCGGGGGACAUCACGGUCAAACUGGAAGGGCGAAGUCUGGCAGUUGUGGCUAUGAAGCAGGCCGGAGCAGAGGAAAGUCAGUGCUGCUCCUCCUCUUCCUCAUCCUCCAGUGCCUCCUUCUCCUCCUCAGCAUCGUCCCAGAUGGGUUUUAUGCAGAGAAUAGAUCUGCCUGCUCACCUGGAUCUAUCUGGCCUCUCCUGCUCUUUGAUGGAUGAUGGCCAGCUUCGCAUCCACGCCCCAGUGGCCAAGCAGCCAAUCAACGAUGAGGACCAGGUACCAAUCCGGUACAGGACAUCGCUGGAAUUUCCUGUUAAAAAUGACAACACAGAAGAAGAACAUAAAGACUGAAGCUGCAGACUCAGUCUCAAAGUGAGACACAUUUCAAAUAAAGAUGUCCACACUUCCACAGAAAGACUGUAUAAUAAGUAAAGUUUACAUAAAUAUCUUAAAAGCUUAUUUUGAAUAUAUUUUGUAACAUUUUGAAAGUGUAUAAAUUAUUAAAAUAAACAACGAAAAGCAAA
Fundulus heteroclitus (mummichog) is the source of this 985-nucleotide messenger RNA. RefSeq names its product heat shock protein, alpha-crystallin-related, 9 (gene hspb9). Gene Ontology annotation, biological process: protein refolding; response to heat. The transcript has 2 exons. Gene Ontology annotation, molecular function: protein folding chaperone. NCBI's taxonomy places the organism in Eukaryota, Metazoa, Chordata, Actinopteri, Cyprinodontiformes, Fundulidae. The record is from RefSeq and is a predicted model, not a curated record. The coding region runs from base 123 to 812 and encodes 229 amino acids.